Coprinopsis cinerea okayama7#130 is the source of this 1341-nucleotide messenger RNA. RefSeq lists its product as hypothetical. NCBI's taxonomy places the organism in Eukaryota, Fungi, Basidiomycota, Agaricomycetes, Agaricales, Psathyrellaceae. The record is from RefSeq and is a predicted model, not a curated record. The transcript has 2 exons. The coding region runs from base 1 to 1341 and encodes 446 amino acids.
AUGGCGUUGCUACAGCGCCGACUUCAAGCCCUACUCGAUAUCCUGGAUGGAAAUCCCGGGAUAGCACACUUUGUGCGCCGACUCCACUUGGCGUUUGAUGAUAUCCCAGCAUUGAACGCCAACGCGCACCUUCUCCUUGACCUUGUCCAAAGGUUUGACGGGAUAAGGACCCUUGACAUCGCGUUGAACGCUCGAAAUCGGGAUAUCGGCAAUCUCGAAGGAAAUUGGGACGACACACCACUGAAUACCCACGCGGAAGCCAGCAUCCGCCACCUCUGUGCCCUCCCAACUCUGACCAAGCUCGCAAUAUCCGGUGGAAAGCUUCCCUUCGAUAUCUUCAUCCACAACGCCCAUCUUCAGUCGCUUAACCUCUUCCAAAUUCAUGAACGCUCGAAGGUAGAAACCGACUCGAUCGAGCCAUGCGACGCGUCCACGAGAGCUGCCAGGAAAUAUCCAGCACUCAAAGCCCUGACAUUCGAUGUGGACGAUGACUUUUGGAUUCACGAUGGUUCACCAUUGCUUUACAAACUCGUCCACCACCAUCCCCAGUUAUUCCGACACCUCACCACACUCAACCUCCCAUUUUUCGUCUCGCUCGAUAACCUCAAGGAAAUCCUAUCUCUCACCACAGAAACCCUCACCGACCUCCUCUAUUCCUCCGUCCUCCCCGCCAAACCCAAUCAAGCGAUGGUGGAUUUCAGCAACAUGAAGAACCUCCGCUCCAUUUUCCUGCUCUACAAACCUGAUCGGAGCGUGCCAUUCGCCUCUUACCACCCACAUAUCAUGUCAUCCGUAUCCACCAUCCCAUGGAGACAGAUGGAAAGCGCAACCUUCUUCCUCCACUCGAAUUGCGUUGUUCGAAGGCACCCCAAAACACACCUCGAGCGGAAUCCGACAGCCCACUUCCAGGCAUUCGAUUCGAUGCUCGCGCCGUAUACAGUCACAAAUGGAGGAAGGCUAUCGCAUGUCGACUUGAUGCUGGCACAGGAGCGAUGUUUAGAUCGAUGUUGGCAACAUGGGAGGAUGGAACCGUACGUAGUGGAGAGCUUCGUUCCUCAACUUUACGAGCAGGCCGUAUCAGAUUCGAGACUGAAACUUAGAUGUAACUUCCAUGCGAGCUUGUUGACUAUCGAAUGGCUGAUGGGGCUCCAUCGAGCGAAUCAGCGCGGUGAUACCAUCGGGGGCGCUGGUCAAGCAUCAACUGGAAUCCAAGGCAGGGAUCUUCAUGCACUUUCGACAUCCUUAUGGAACUCCAGGAAGCCCUUCACGAGCACCUCCGGUUCGCCGAGCGCCCCGGAACUUGGUACCAACGGGGUUAUCAAGACUACUUUAGCUACCUAG